AUUGCCUCACGCUCCUCCCCCUUCCCUUACAUGCUAGCAGGUCGGCUUCGCUGGCUAGCGAAACAAGGUUCUUAAAACCUGUAGUGUAACUAUUAUGAAUUGUUCCAUCUGCGUAGUAUAAGUAAUUUCAACUUCCGCGAACUUGACAAGAAAACAGCUAACAAAAUGAACAUACGAAACGCAAGACCGGAGGACCUCAUGAACAUGCAGCACUGUAACCUGCUGUGUCUACCGGAGAACUACCAGAUGAAAUACUAUUUCUAUCAUGGGCUGUCCUGGCCUCAGCUCUCUUACAUUGCAGAGGAUGAAAAUGGAAAAAUCGUGGGAUACGUGUUGGCGAAGAUGGAGGAGGAUCCAGACGAUGUACCCCAUGGACAUAUCACAUCACUGGCGGUGAAGAGGUCGCACAGGCGUCUUGGUCUGGCUCAGAAGCUGAUGGACCAGGCCAGCCGUGCCAUGAUAGAAAACUUCAAUGCUAAAUACGUCUCGCUGCAUGUUCGUAAAAGCAACCGAGCAGCCCUGCACCUGUAUUCGAACACACUCAAAUUCCAGAUUAGUGAAGUAGAGCCUAAAUACUAUGCAGAUGGGGAGGAUGCUUAUGCCAUGAAGAGAGACCUGGCCCACAUGGCUGAUGAGAUCCCACAGUUGAGGAAACCUGGGGUGCGCGUUUCGGGUCAAGAGGCACCGUCUGGCCAGAGCCCGUCGGGGUCCGGCGACCAGGAGAGAGAAAGCGAGAGAGACAGUGGAGGAGAGAGCAAAGAGCUGAGUGAAGUCAGCGAAGCGACAGAAAGCACAGACGUUAAAGAUUCUUCUUCUGAUUCGCAAUGACACCCCAGUUAUUUUUAAAAUCAUCCCUCACUUCUGCUUUUUAUCUGUCUUCUGAUAGAGGGUUCACAGAUCUCCACUCCAGUCCAACAUUUCCACCAUUGGUUUGUCUUAGUUCUUUACAACAAUUUUUUUUUUUUUUUUUUGGAAAGAGACUUGGAUAAUAAAUCGGUUCAUUGAUCUGAAUUAAUUGCUGUUGUCACUACCAAAACUCAAUUGAUAACAGCCUGUGCUUUUCACACUUAACAGAAUUACAGCAAAUAAAUCUUUCAAAUAAAA
Mugil cephalus (flathead mullet) is the source of this 1104-nucleotide messenger RNA. It is a transcript of the gene naa10, whose product is annotated as N-alpha-acetyltransferase 10, NatA catalytic subuni. The record is from RefSeq and is a predicted model, not a curated record. Lineage: Eukaryota; Metazoa; Chordata; Actinopteri; Mugiliformes; Mugilidae. Gene Ontology annotation, cellular component: NatA complex. Gene Ontology annotation, biological process: N-terminal peptidyl-glutamic acid acetylation. Gene Ontology annotation, molecular function: protein-N-terminal-glutamate acetyltransferase activity; protein N-terminal-serine acetyltransferase activity. Bases 166 to 828 code for a protein of 220 amino acids. The transcript has 8 exons.